AGAUUCUUCUGACAUCGUCGAUUGUAAACUAAAAUUAAUUCUCGGUUUAAUAUGGACGCUCAUUUUACAUUACUCCAUCUCUAUGCCGCAGUGGGAUGGCGAAGAUGAAAGCCAAGUGAAUGGUUCUGGUCCGACACCGAAGCAAAGACUGCUCAAUUGGAUCCACACGAGAAUACCUGAAAUGCCGAUCAACAAUUUCACCAAUGACUGGACCACCGGUAAGGCGGUGGGUGCUUUGGUGGAUGCCUGUGCGCCUGGCCUUUGUCCCGACUGGGAACUGUGGGAUCCCAAAGAUGCUGUCCAAAAUGCAUCCGAAGCUAUGGGCCUCGCCGAUGACUGGUUGAAUGUACGUCAACUUAUCAAACCUGAGGAAUUGGUUAAUCCCAAUGUCGAUGAGCAAUCGAUGAUGACCUACUUGUCACAGUAUCCAAAUUCCAAAUUGAAGCAAGGUGCACCACUACGUCCCAAGACCAAUCCAAAUAGAGUACGUGCUUAUGGCCCGGGUAUUGAACCAAUUGGUCCUGUUGUAGGUGCACCAGCCAACUUUACAGUAGAGACAUUCUCCGCAGGCAAAGGUGCUGUUGAUGUGGACAUCAUUUCGCCCUCAGGGCAAAUCGAGAAGGCCGAUGUACGCUUCAACAACGACAAAAACUUGACAUACUCCAUUUCGUAUAUUCCCAAAGCUGAGGGCGAGCACAAAGUGGUUGUGAAGUUCUCCGGUCGUGACAUACCGAAGAGUCCGUUCCCUGUUAAGGUGGAGGGACAUGCCGGUGACGCAUCUAAGGUCAAAGUCACUGGUCCCGGUAUACAGCCGUCUGGUGUUACACUCACCAAACCCACUUUCUUCGACAUUAACGCAAAGGAGGCUGGUCGCGGCGUACCCGAAGUGAUCAUUAUUGAUCCCGCCAAUCAUAAGACAUCUGUAGCGGCCAAAGUACGUCAAUUGGAGAACGAUGUUUGGCGUUGUGAAUAUGUUGCUUCGACACAAGGUCUGCAUUCGGUGAAUGUCUUCUAUGCCGGCAAUCCCAUACCGAAUAGCCCCUUCCCGGUAAAGGUAGCACCUCUGUCGGAUGCACGUAAGGUACGUGCUUCAGGUCGCGGUCUGCAAGCGAAUGGCGUUCGUGUGGGUGAUGAUGCCGACUUCAAGAUCUACACGGAAGGUGCAGGCGAAGGCGUACCUGAAGUUCGUGUAAUUGGCCCAGGCGGCACUACGCAAAAUGUUGCUUUGACCAAAAUCGAUGGCACCACCUACGAGUGUCAUUAUUAUCCAACUAAGGAGGGUCGGUAUGUUGCUAUGGUCACUUUUGGCGGUCAAGAGGUGCCCAAGUCACCGUUCGAGAUUAAAGUUGGCCCUAAGAAGGAGUCUUCAAUUGUCGCUUACGGCCCCGGUUUAAGUGGCGGUAUUAUUGGCUAUCCUGCUGCUUUUGUCGUGGAAACCAAUGGUGAGACUGGCGCACUCGGCUUUACUGUUGCAGGUCCAUCGCAAGCAGAGAUCGAGUGCCAUGAUAACGGUGAUGGUUCUGCAUUGGUCAAAUACCAUCCGACCGCUGUAGGGGAAUAUGCAGUGCAUAUUUUGUGUGAUAAUGAAGACAUACCCAAGUCACCAUUCAUAGCGCAAAUAUUGCCGCGCACAGACUUCCACCCUGAGCUGGUGAAGACAUAUGGUCCUGGAUUGGAGAAAAAUGGCGUGACAAUUGGAAAACCGCAGAGCUUUACAGUAGACACUAGCAAGGCAGGAUCAGCACCUUUGGAAGUUCUUGUCGAGGAUGUGUAUGGAAAGAAACUACCAGUAGAUAUCAAAAAUAACGCCGAUGGUACAAAGACUUGUACAUAUACGCCAACUACAGGCGUACCCCAUACGGUGGAAGUCAACUACGGUAGUGUGGCCACUCCCAAUGCACCGUAUCGUAUCUACGUAGGCGUACCAAUCGAUGCCAACAAAGUUCAAGCAUUUGGUCCCUGGCUGCAGCCUGGAGUACGUCCCAAUGCAGCCACACAUUUCAAUGUGGACGCACGAGAUGCUGGUGACGCAGAGCUGAAGGUGAAGAUCGUACACGAGGAGACUAAAGUGGAAGUGCCAUGUCGUAUCAUCGACAACGAGGACAACACAUACACAGUGGAGGUUAUUCCACCUACCAAAGGCGCCUACACAACCACCAUGACUUAUGGCGGACAGCCAGUGCCACUCGGGCAGAAAGUGCUGGUGGAACAGUCGUUGGAUGUAUCCAAAAUCAAAGUCGACGGGCUCGAACCAAGCGUCAUCAUGAAUGCCCCCACGGACUUUAUGGUCGAUAUGAGCAAAGUUGGCAGCAACAUCGACUCGACAAAACUCUCUUGUGCCAUCUUUGACCCCAAGGGUAAAGUGCUGCCUAGCAAGAUCGUUUCCGGACCUUCUGAUGAUAUCUUCCGCAUUGCCUACACUCCCUUCGAGGCCGGUCGUCACACCAUUGAGUUGCUUUACGACAACAUUCCCGUACCCGGUUCGCCGUUUGUGGUGCAUGUAAAGAGUGGUUGUGAUCCCUCGCGUUGCAAAGCUUACGGCCCUGGACUGGAGAAGGGUCUGACCAAUCAGCAAAAUAAAUUCACUGUAGAGACACGCGGUGCCGGCAAUGGCGGACUCUCACUGGCCAUUGAAGGACCAUCCGAAGCAAAAAUGACCUGCACAGAUAAUCGUGAUGGUAGUUGCGAUGUCGAGUAUUUAGCCACAGACCCCGGCGAGUACGAUAUAACAAUACGAUUUGCAGACAAGCACAUACCUGGCUCACCAUUCCGCGUGCUGGUCGAAGAGACAGUAGAUCCGCGCAAGGUGAAAGUAUACGGACCCGGCAUUGAGCAUGGUGAAGUGCGCGAAAGUGUACCAACGUAUUUCAAUGUAGACGUCGCCGAAGCUGGGCCCGGCCGCAUAGCGGUUAAGUUGACCAACUCAGAAGGUGUGCCAGUGGAUAAUCUGCACGUUGAGGAUAAGGGUAAUGGCAUAUAUGCUGUGCACUAUGUACCACCAAAGCAGGGCUCGGUGCUAACGUGCCAAGUUAUGUUUGCCGACGAAGAAGUGCCAUGCAGCCCAUUCGUGAUGACCGUAUUCCCCAAAUCAGAGGCGACCAAAGUGAAAGUUAAGGGCGUCAAUGAGAAAAAGAAAACACCCGCCUCACUACCAGCCGAAUUCGAGAUCGACACAAAAACAGCCGGUCAAGAUGACAUCAAUAUUGCGAUCAAGAACCCGAAGGGUAAAAAGUUGGCGCCACGCUUGGAAGAGGUCGGUAGCGGCACAUAUGUGGUUUCAUUCGUUCCCGAUGAAUGUGGCACCUAUCAUGUCAGCAUUAAGUAUGGCGAUAAGGAUAUUGAGGGAUCGCCAUUCAAACUCGAAGCAUUCCCCACGGGUGAGGCGAAAAAAUGUAAGCUAGUCGAGAAGGCGCCGAAAAUACAAGCAUCUGGCAGCAAAAGCCACUUGACUGUGGACGCGCGUGACGCAGGCGACGGCGCGGUGACGUGCAAGAUUACAGAUCACAAGUCCGGACGCGAAAUCGUUGAUAUUGAUAUCUUGGAGAAGGAUGGCUUCUUCGAUAUUUACUAUGCGCUCAAGGAUCCAGGCGAUUAUGAUAUCAAUGUGAAAUUCGGCGGAAAGGACAUACCCAACGGCAGCUUCGCCAUAAAGGCUGUUGAAAGCAUCGAAGAAUAUAGCCAAAGCGAAUAUAUCGAAGAGCACACUAAGGUUGUAACAAAGACAACUGAGUCAAUUGCCAGCGAAAGAAGUUAUAGAGCAGUCGCCUUUGAGAAACUACCAUUACCAACUACCGGCGGAAACGUUGUUGCUGAGGUCAAAAUGCCAAGCGGAAAGGUUGAUAAACCUGUCAUUCAGGACAAUCGCGAUGGUACAGUGUCAAUCAAAUAUGAACCCAAGGAAGAAGGCACACACGAGCUGGCAGUAAAAUAUAAUGGCGAGCCCGUUCAAGGUUCACCUUUUAAAUUCCACGUCGAUUCCAUCACAUCUGGUUAUGUAACUGCCUACGGACCCGGUCUGACCCACGGCGUCACUGGUGAACCAUGCAAUUUUACAAUUUCAACUAAGGGCGCUAGUGCUGGUGGUCUCACUAUGGCUGUGGAAGGUCCCAGCAAGGCCGAUAUCAACUACCAUGACAACAAAGAUGGCACAGUGUCGGUGCAGUACCUGCCAACUGCCCCGGGUGAAUAUCAAGUUUCGGUGCGCUUCGGUGACAAGCAUAUAAAAGGUUCACCAUAUUUCGCCAAAAUUACCGGUGAGGGUCGCAAGCGUAAUCAAAUUUCGGUUGGUUCCUGUUCGGAAGUCACCAUGCCCGGGGAAAUUACGGACGAUGAUCUGCGCGCCUUGAAUGCGUCUAUUCAAGCGCCUAGUGGCUUGGAAGAGCCCUGCUUCCUCAAGCGUAUGCCAACUGGCAAUAUUGGCAUCUCAUUUACCCCACGUGAAAUCGGCGUGCAUAUGGUAUCGGUGAAACGUAUGGGUACGCACAUUGCAAACUCGCCAUUCAAAGUGGACGUUUGCGAGCGUGAGGUAGGCGAUGCAAAGAAAGUUAAGGUCUCCGGCACUGGCUUAACAGAGGGAAUAACGCACACCGACAACAUUUUCUCUGUGGAUACACGUAAUGCUGGCUACGGUGGUCUAUCCGUAUCGAUUGAGGGUCCCAGCAAAGCGGAGAUCCAAUGCACCGACAAAGAUGAUGGUACACUCAACAUUUCAUACAAGCCUACGGAGCCAGGCUAUUACAUUGUAAAUCUGAAAUUCGCCGAUCACCACGUUGAGGGCUCACCAUUCACCGUAAAAGUCACUGGUGAGGGUAGCAAUCGCAAGCGCGAAAAAAUUCAGCGCGAACGCGAUGCAGUUCCAGUAACUGAGAUCGGCAGCAAGUGCAAAUUGACUUUUAAGAUGCCGGGCAUCACAUCGUUUGACCUAAUGGCCUGUGUAACAUCGCCCAGCAAUGUGACUGAGGAUGCGGAAAUACAGGAAGUCGAAGAUGGACUCUACUCGGUGCAUUUCGUGCCGAAAGAAUUGGGCGUGCACACCGUUUCGGUACGCUACAAGGACAUCCACAUCCCCGGCUCACCCUUCCAGUUCACAGUGGGUCCUCUGCGCGACUUUGGAAGCCAUUUAGUGAAAGCCGGUGGUUCAGGCUUGGAACGUGGUAUUGUCGGCGAGCCGGCUGAAUUUAAUGUAUGGACACGUGAGGCUGGUGGCGGAUCGCUGGCUAUCUCGGUGGAAGGUCCCAGCAAAGCUGAAAUAGACUUCAAAGAUCGCAAGGACGGCUCAUGUGAUGUUUCAUACAAGGUCACCGAACCCGGAGAGUAUCGAGUUGGUUUGAAAUUCAACGAUCGUCACAUACCUGACUCGCCAUUCAAGGUUUACAUAUCUCCCGAUGCUGGAGAUGCACACAAACUGGAAGUGCAGCAGUUCCCUCAAGGCAACAUCCAAGCCGAUGCACCCUAUCAAUUCAUGGUGCGUAAGAAUGGCGCCAAAGGCACACUCGAUGCUAAAAUCGUUGCACCAUCCGGCACUGACGAUGAUUGCUUUAUCCAGAGUAUCGACAGUGAAAUGUAUUCGGUUCGCUUCUAUCCACGCGAGAACGGCAUUCAUGCCAUCCACGUAAAAUUCAACGGCGUACACAUACCCGGAUCACCAUUCAGAAUCAAGGUCGGCAAGGAUGUAGCCGAUCCAGCUGCUGUACACGCCACCGGCGCCGGUUUGGACGAAGUUAAGACUGGCCAUAAAGCUGACUUUAUAAUAAACACUUGUAAUGCGGGCGUCGGCACGCUCUCCGUCUCCAUUGAUGGUCCCUCAAAAGUUGCCAUGGACUGCACGGAAGUGGAAGAGGGCUACAAGGUUCGCUACACACCAUUGCUCCCCGGUGAGCACUACAUAUCGGUGAAAUACAACAAUAUGCACAUUGUUGGCUCGCCAUUCAAAGUAAACUGCGUUGGCGAUAAAUUGGCCGAUGAGGGUGCUCAAGAGACUUCCUCAGUGAUCGUUGAAACGGUGCAAAAGCUAGCUAAAGGCGGCAAGAACACAGGCGUCCAUAUGCCCACAUUUAAGUCGGACGCCUCCAAAAUCACAUCAAAAGGCAUGGGCUUAAAGAAGGCGUAUAUGGGAAAACAGAACAAUUUCACCGUGAAUGCCACAGAUGCUGGCAACAAUAUGCUCUUCGUGGGCAUGUAUGGGCCGAAAGGUCCUUGCGAGGAAUUCAAUGUUAAACAUACCGGUCGCAAUAACUUCAACGUGAACUAUAUGGUGCGCGAUCGUGGACAAUAUAUACUAAUAGUCAAAUGGGGCGAAGAACAUAUUCCCGGCUCCCCAUUUCAAAUUGAUGUUUAGGCUAAAAGCUCAUUUAUAUGUAAAGUGCCUUGCGAACGGUGCAAUAAUUUUCAAAUAUGCAGAAUGCAGAUGUAUGAACAAAGAAACAGCAAAAUGCCUUGCAGUGUUAGCGCGAAUAUAGUACUAAUAUCUAAAGAAAUAUUCUUAUAUACAUACAUAAAUACAUACACAUAUAUCUAGUAAGUCAUCACUGGCAAAGAGGAUUGGAUUUAACGAAGUUUGUAUCUAAAAUUCAAAUUUCCCUAUCUACAUAUAUUUUUUGUACUUUCAUCGCGUUUUUUAUCGGAGUUACUUUUAUUAACGCAUAUGUAUUUGUUAAGUUAACUGAAUGUGUGAAAAUAAAUGUAAAUAAAAUUUGGUCAAAUCAAAAUUUAUAUGAAAUAUCCUAUAAAACGAUUGCCAAUUUUGGAUAACAAACACAUUUGUUGUACCCAAAAAUACUUACUGUUUCAAGUGUAUCCCUGCUGUUUUGUGGAAUAAAACGUAAUAUUUAUACAUUUACGUUUCGUAUGUCCAAUUUAAUUGUUCAUUUAUAACGAAAAUAAUUGUUUUUAAGAUUAAUUUACAUACAUACAUAAAUGUUCGAGCUGAAGAAAUACUUUUUAUUAUUCACUUUAUAUUAUUUAUCAUGUACGUGUUGUUUUUUUUAUUUUAUUCUCAACAAUCGAUUUAAAUUAAAGGAAAAUUAGACAUUCAAACUA
Molecule: messenger RNA, 7038 nt
Organism: Rhagoletis zephyria (snowberry fruit fly)
Lineage: Eukaryota; Metazoa; Arthropoda; Insecta; Diptera; Tephritidae
Gene: cher
Product: filamin A protein cher
Biological process (GO): actin cytoskeleton organization
Molecular function (GO): actin filament binding
Source: RefSeq, a predicted model, not a curated record